Messenger RNA from Ichthyophthirius multifiliis, 802 nucleotides. RefSeq lists its product as hypothetical. The transcript has a single exon. NCBI's taxonomy places the organism in Eukaryota, Ciliophora, Oligohymenophorea, Hymenostomatida. The record is from RefSeq and is a predicted model, not a curated record.
UUCAUUUUCUAUUAUUAUACAUCAUCAAAGUUUUUAUUUAGAUUUUAUAUUUUUUACUUUUUUUAAGUUUCAAUAUUUUCUUCUUGCUUUUUAGAAUCUUCAAUUUGAUAUGUGAAUUAUUAAAUUUUUUAACUAAUUUCUUUAUUUACUUAUUUCAUUUUUUAUGCUUUUUUUAUUUCUUCUUGAAUUUCUAUUUCUUUUGUUUAAUUUUCUAUAUUUUUUUAUUCUAGUUCUUUCUUUAAAUUUUCAACUUAAUUUGCUAUGUCUUGAAACUUAUGUUUUUCAUAUUCCAACUAAAUGCUCUUGUCACAUGAUUAUUAUAUUAUCUAAAUAUUAUUCUGAAAUUUUUAGCACAAUUGGAAUAGUUUUUAUUACAUUUAUAUUAUAUCAUCUUCUGUUGUUUUUGGUAUUACUUCUAUUUAUUUUUUGUAUUCAGACAAUAAAGUACGCCAUUUUUCAAGCUCAACUUAUUUUCCUUCUAACUAGUUUGCAAGGGAUGUCUUUUAUAUUUUCAAGCAUUCAUUAUUAGACGCUAUUAAUUUUUUUAUUUCUUGUUUUUACUUGAGUAAAUCUGCUUCAUUUUUCAAAGUAGCUUGACUUUUUAGUAAAUUAAUUUCUUGUACUUAUUCAUCUUCUAGUUUCUUUUAUAGUCUAGAAAGUUAGUUUAAUAGAUCAGUACCGUGCUAAGAUUGCUAAAGGAAUUGUUCAUUUAAUUUUUUCUAUUCGUUUAAGAAAAAUUCAUCUGAGUUUAUGCAAGUUGUUAAAAAUGGAACAGUCUAAGUAACUGGAAAAUAUGGAGGAU